CGUGCAGGUGUGCGUGAGUCAAGCAUCACCACGCCAAGGUCUCUCCGGCAAUGUGUCAACUUUAUAAUCUACUGAAGGAUUAAUACAACAGGUAAACGACCGUCGGCUUGUUAGCUGACGUCAAGGAUGGAGUGAGGAUCGUAAGGGAGAUUAGGGAUUGGGGGGAGGACCAACCAGGAGCCCAGUCGCCAGCAAGGCAGUAGUCUAGCAAGAGCCAGCGUGGUGAGAGGGUCAGGUGAAACUCAGCGACUGAGGUCCUCUAUGCAGGCCAGUAACAAACAGGAGGUGGAGGAAAUACAACUUAUGGAGACGCUACAGGCCGAUGCAUUCCAGAUUGCGAAGUAAGUAAUAAAAGAAAAGGAAAAAGCACCUCCACGUCAGCCCCUCAAAGUUCCCAGGGAAAACAGGAGGGAAUGCUGGAACGCAGGCAACAGAGAAAUAAUGAAGGGCGUGUGCCGCGUGCUGCUGCCAUGGCUGGUGCUGCUCCUGGCGCUGCCCUACCUCAAUCCUAAUGCCCAAGACCAAGACGGCGGAUGGAGUGACUGGUCAGUGCUGAGUUCCGAAUGUACUGAAAAGUGCGGCACGGGACGGCUGUUGAAGGUCAGGUCCUGCACCAAGCCGGUACCGCAGGGGAAUGGGAGGCCGUGCACCAUGGAAAACAAUACUCUAGGGGAUGUGGAGUUCAAAUUCCUCAGCUGCAACACUUUCAGUUGCUGGGAUAACCAGUGGAGUGAGUGGAGCAACUGUUCCAACUACUGCGGCGAGGGCAAGCAGAUGCGGUAUUCUGUGUGUAACGGGACUCAAGCGUGCGAGAAUGACCAGUACCGCGAGGAGACAAUGUACUGCAACACCUGGAACAAGACCAUAUGUCCCAGCCCGUGCGAAAACAUGACGUGUCCGGAAUACGGCAUAUGUCGGGACGAAUCGACGGAGCAGAAGCCGAAGGCGUCGUGUGUGUGCACCAUGGGCUUCAUCAUGAACGACGCCAAGGACAAGUGCAUCCGUCCACCGCCGCCCUCCCCGACGCCUCGCCCCAUCCCCACGCUGCCAGCGGAGCAGAAGGUGGUGGCGACGGUGAUCUCCAAGACAGCCUCCACCAUCCUCAUCAUCUGCGUCACCAUCUGCCUCAUCAUCUUCCUCGUGUUGCGCAUAUUCACGCCAGACCGAGUAAUUCAGAUGAACAUGGAGAUAGCGCUCGUUUUGGCCCACGCUAUGCUCAUGUUCCCGCCGUCCUUCACUGAAACCCCGGAUAUGUGCCGAGUGAUCUCCAUCUUCAUCCACUUCUUCUUCACGGCGUGUUUCAUGUUCAUGUUCCUGGAGGCGCUGCACAUGUACGGCUACGUGGCUUACGUGGUGAAGCAGGACGGCAUGUGUUCCAGGGUGCAGAACACGCUGGUGGGCUGGGGCUUGGCUACGAUCAUCCUGCUCUUCUCCAUUUGUUUUGAGUAUGAAAACUACGGCGGCGAGUACCACUGCUGGCUUCAGAUCGACACCCCGCUCUUCUAUGCCCAGCUCAUCCCCAUUGUGGCGCUGGUGGUGCUUACCUUCACUCUUAUCGAGGCUGCAGGGUCGGCUGACUACAAGCCUCUCAAAGGUGUCGACAAGAGCCAGAGGACGAGCGCCAAGUUCUCGCAACGCACUAACCUGGUGGUGAUGCCCCUGGUGUUCUGCCACAUGCUGGUGGGGAUGUUCUCAGAGUACGAGCAGAACCUCCCGCUGUACGGUAUCUUCACCAUCCUGAACAGUGUGACGGGCGUGGCGGUGCUCUUCCUCCACUGCUUCAAUAAUCAGAAGGUGCGUCAGAAAAUGGUCGGGAUGUACAAGUCAAUGUGCAAGGGCGGCGGGGCACGCUAGCACACCAGCACACCAACACAGCAACACACCAACACACCACCAAGUCCUGCCCUGCCGCCUCUCCACUUCCGACAGACCGAGGUUCACCAGGGAAAGGUGUUGUUUGCGUUGCUUUAUGUGGUUCGUAGAAAUGUGAGUACAUAAGCUACUACAAACUCAUCGCAAUGACUGUAGAGGACUAACAAACACAUUAUCACACACCGACGUACCGCCGUCGUACCCUGUUGUUGACCAGCACACAACAGCCAUUAUGACGGGAAGUUUUGUUAAUUGUAAUGGUUAUGUUUAUCUACAGUGUUGAUACAUAUGUAUUUUCAUCGUUAAUUACUGAAUCACUGAAUGUUCGUAAGUCAUGUUUCCUCUAGAUAUUAAGUAAACCAAUUUCCUCAGUGAAUUAAGUUAAUGUUUACUCAUUACAUUGUGUUAAUUCA
Molecule: messenger RNA, 2285 nt
Organism: Scylla paramamosain (green mud crab)
Lineage: Eukaryota; Metazoa; Arthropoda; Malacostraca; Decapoda; Portunidae
Product: adhesion G-protein coupled receptor D1-like
Exons: 12
Coding region: 442-1854 (470 amino acids)
Biological process (GO): cell surface receptor signaling pathway; adenylate cyclase-activating G protein-coupled receptor signaling pathway
Cellular component (GO): plasma membrane
Molecular function (GO): G protein-coupled receptor activity
Source: RefSeq, a predicted model, not a curated record